This is a messenger RNA of Eriocheir sinensis (Chinese mitten crab), 3838 nucleotides long. Its product is annotated as zwei Ig domain protein zig-8-like. Gene Ontology annotation, cellular component: neuron projection membrane. Gene Ontology annotation, biological process: synapse organization. Lineage: Eukaryota; Metazoa; Arthropoda; Malacostraca; Decapoda; Varunidae. The transcript has 7 exons. The record is from RefSeq and is a predicted model, not a curated record. The coding region runs from base 1467 to 2597 and encodes 376 amino acids.
AAUGGUGGAGGGCGGAUGUGUUGCGCUGUGUGGCUCUUUCGUGACGGGCGGUCGGUCGGUUUCGUCACACGCGACUUUUGCUCUCACAUUCUCUCCCGGCCUCUCGACUCUCACGCCAAGAAGUAAUAAUCAGAGUAAAGACAUAUAGGAAAAUAAUAUCUGAUACCUCGAAGAAAGAACUCGGAAAAUUUUACGAAUACGAACUUUUUCAUUGACUUUUGUUUUUACGUUUUACUUGCGACCUCUUGAUCAUCACGAAGAGAAACAAUGACAGGAGUAAAAACAUAAAGGAAAAGGAUAAAUAAGACUUCGAGGAGAAAAAAAUCUUAGAAAAACAAACGAAUUCGAACUUUCUCAUCGAAUUUUCUUCUUAUAUUUACUACACGCCAAGAAGUAUUAAUAGUAAGAGAAAAAAACAUACAGGAAAAUAAGAUCUGAUACUUCAAGAAAAAAAAACUCAGAAAAAAACACACUAACAAACUUUUUCAUCGCUUUUUUUAAGUUCGAAGAUAAAAAAAGGUGUGAUCCUGAAAAGUUAUAAUUCCUGAAACUGUGCGGGAGAAAUCUUGGAUGCAGUUUAUUGAUUGAAAAAGGAAGAAGAAAAAAAGUAAUACCAGCAAUACCUGAACAAAUGUAUAUCCACGAUUGUAUUACUGACUAAUUAUUGCGAAUACCUGUGCAGGUGACACCGGCCUCGACGUUAUUGUAGUACAGAUCACGUGACCACCAACACCUCCACCUCCUCCUCCUCCAUCAACACCUCUUCUUCCUCUUCCUCCUCCUUCUCCUCCACCAUCAACACCUCUUCUUCUUCUUCCUCCUCCUCCUCCUCCUCUAUCUUCUAAAUUACCACUUUCGUUUUUUUUUUUUACUCCUCACCUUCUUUGCCUCCUCAUCCUUCUUCACUUCCUUGAUAUCCACUUUCACCUUCGCUUCUACCUCCUCCUCCUCCUCCUCCUCCUCCUCCUCUUCUCCUCUUCCUCCUCCUCCAGUCUCCCAUUCAUCUCCUACUCCGCCUCCUCUUACACCUUUUCCAAUCUCUCCUCCUCCUCCUCCUCCUCCUCCUCCUCCUUCCCUCGCCCUUGCAAUCUUCUGGCUCGGUGAAGGAGAGAUAAAAGAGCAUACGAAGUGUAGUACAGAGAAAAAAAAAAGAAGAGUGAAGAGGAGGAAGAACCAGGAGAAAAAAGAAAAGUCGAAAGAGUAAAAAAGGAAAAUAAAUACUAAGAAAAAAUUAUAAUACUCACCGGGCGGAAGAAACAUCGACUUAGUUAAUUUGAAAAAAAAAGGGAAAAAGGGAAUGACAAUAUAAAUAGAUAAACGGGAUAAGAAGGAAGAUUGAAGUCUCGGAGGAACCUUAGGAGGAGAGAAAUUACCUCCAUGAUGGAAGAGGAGAGACAGGCGCGCGAAGAGGACGUAUGAGGGAGAUAGAAGGGAAUCUGGAAUAACUCAGGAAGAAGGAAGAGACGAUGAAGGAGGGAAGGGAAGGAACCAUCCGACUCAGCCUCUCACUCCUGCUGGGUCACCUCGUGGGCUGGGCUGGUGCGGGCACGGGGCUCUACAUGGGGCCAUACUUCCCCAGCCCCCAGACCCGGAACAUCACGGUACACCAGGACACAGUGGCGUACCUCCCCUGCACCGUGAAGCAGCUAGGGGACAAGACGGUGUCGUGGGUGAGGAAGCGAGACGCGGAUAUCCUCACGGUGGACCAGUACACCUUUGUGCGGGACGAGCGACUCACUGUGCACUUCACACCUGAGUCGGACACCUGGACGUUGGUGAUCAAGUACGUGCAGGAGAGGGAUGCCGGGACCUACGAGUGUCAGAUCUCCACCGAGCCCAAGAUGUCUAUGUUUGUACACCUCAACGUCAUAGUGCCCCAAGUGGAGGUAUCUGGCGCAACGGACAAGUACGUGAGGAGUGGUUCGAGCGCUAGACUGGAGUGCACCGUCAGCUCCACUGUGCAACUCCCCGACUACAUCUUCUGGUACCACUCCGGCGAUCGGCUUCUGGAGUACGACCAUCCGCGGGUCAAGAUCACUGUGUCCCGGCGUGGUGGUCAGGGCAGCGAGAUGAGUGUCACCUCCACCCUGACAAUCUCCAACGCCAGGCCUUCGGAUGCCGGGAACUACACGUGUUUGCCCUCCAAUCUGCACAACGCUACCACAGUCCUCCACGUGCUCAAUGACGAGCACCCCGCAGCCAUGCACACAGGUCAAGGGGGAGCACCUGACCCCUUGCCCGCCUGGGGGGUCAUACUGGUGGCCUGUUUGGUUCUUCUCGCCGCUAGAGGUCGACAGGGGGAGACGCUGCACACUCAUCUUUUUCCUCACGUCCUCGCAUCACCGGCUGAAGAGGAGCUGCAUGAGGGGGACAAAAGGAGGAGGAAGGGCGGCGCGGGUGGGGGAGGGGCCGUGGGAGGCGUGGGUUCGUGCUUCAGCCUCACGUACGCCCGCAAAGAAUCCUUCAAGGGUCGCUCGCUGACGGGGACGAGGCGAACGCUCCCUGGCGGCUGUCACAGGGCUGUCUUGGGGCGUGCUAUCGACAGCCCUUCCGCCACGCCUUCAAGUCUGGCUCGUCUUACCGCCUCCCCGCGCUGAGCCGCCCCCGACCCAUGCCUCCUCCUACUCCUCCCAUGUCUUUUUCUUACGGCACAAGCUCUCCUCCGCCCUCCGUCUCCUUCUUCAAGAUUUCUUCCUUCAUGUCGUCAACGUCGUGUUCCUGCCUGCUGCCUCCUCCUCCUCCAUCCCUCCUCCGCUUUUUCUUUCUCGUCCAAGACUCUAAAAAAGGAGGCAAAAGGCACAGUCCCCCAAACCAACAUUUUCGUCUUUUUCUUUCCUAAUUAAGAAUGUGUUUCCCGGAAGAGUGUUUUGCGUCGUAAUUUGACUGCGGCGAAAGACCGAGAGAGAAAACUAAUAAAGGGAACGCAAACUAUAUGAAUACAGGCACACACACACACACACGAACAAACAAACAAGCAAGCAAACGAGUGGAAGAAAAAAAAAGACAGCACCAAAUGAAAAAUACGACUCGCUGUGAAACAACUUUUUUGAUAUCAUAUUACCGUGUGUGUGUGUGUGUGUCCGUGCGUGGGUGUGUGUGUACGUGUGUGGGUAUUUCUAUGUGUGCGUGUGUAUACUGUGUUCGACGUACGUAUAACUACACAACUGGCUGGGAUGUGCGUGAUAUAUACACACAAACACACACGCAUACCACCAUUCCCCAUACUUGCCCCACGCCCCUUCCCCAUGUUCUCUGUCAUACCGAAACGGGGCAGACGGGGCUGGGCUAUAAAGAAGCUCCGUGUUGUCAGUAUGGGAAAAUCUAACGUGAGGAUACAGUGUCAUCCCUCCCCUUCAACACCCGAGGGUUUGGACAAGUCUCCCUUUCAAAGCCAGAGGGGGCACUGACUCCGUUUUCUGCGAUGUGACGUUUGUGUUGUUUACAGACACCCGCCACCCAAAACAUUUACAAAACUCCCAACCAAAAAAAAAAAAAAAAAAUACAUAAACCGCUUUCUUAGUCAUGCGCUGUUUCUUAUAUAUCAUGACCUCACGUUUUCUCCACACACCUCCCGUUUUCUUUCACCAGAGAAAAUGGUCAAGGCGACGUACCUAUUCGGGCGCACUAAAGUGAUAUAUCAAAGUGUUCUAUAUAUUUACUUUUUCCGUCACCUGUACAUGAGUGUUUUGCAGAGUUUUGUAUCCACGUCUAAAAAGUUGUAUUAUCCACAAGAACAAUGAUAAAAAAAAUGUUAUAUCGGGCUAGAUGGCAUCACACACCGACACCGACACCUCCAUCACUUCACUCACUUCGCUGUAAAUAGAUGUGAAAAUGAAGA